Molecule: messenger RNA, 1878 nt
Organism: Limanda limanda (common dab)
Lineage: Eukaryota; Metazoa; Chordata; Actinopteri; Pleuronectiformes; Pleuronectidae
Gene: ciao3
Product: nuclear prelamin A recognition factor-like
Exons: 11
Coding region: 1-1431 (476 amino acids)
Biological process (GO): iron-sulfur cluster assembly
Cellular component (GO): cytosolic [4Fe-4S] assembly targeting complex
Molecular function (GO): 4 iron, 4 sulfur cluster binding
Source: RefSeq, a predicted model, not a curated record
AUGGCGUCGCACUUUAGCGGUGUGCUGCAGUUGACCGAUCUGGAUGAUUUUAUCACCCCCUCUCAGGAAUGUGUCAAACCUGUGAAAGUAGAGAAGAAACAAGGUAAAUCUGUGGCCAAAAUUCAAAUAGAGGAUGAUGGAAGUUACGUCCAAGUCAACCAGGAUGGUGGGAAGAAGAAGCUGGAGAGAGCAAAGAUCACACUGAACGACUGUUUGGCCUGCAGUGGCUGCAUCACCUCAGCUGAGAGCGUCCUCAUCGCGCAGCAGAGCCACGAGGAGCUUUUGAAAGUGCUGCAAAACAACAAGGCCGACGUGACUGAUCAGAAGGUUGUGGUGGUUUCGGUGUCACCACAGUCCAGAGCCUCCCUUGCAGCACACUAUAACCUCAGCAGCAGCGAGGCAGGCGCAAGACUUACUUCUUUCUUCAAAAGCAUUGGGGUUCAUCAUGUGUUUGACACCAGCUUCAGUCGGACCUUCAGCCUGCUGGAGAGUCAGAGAGAGUUUGUGGAGCGGUUACAGAGGAAAGAGCAGGACAGCAAAGCCCUGCCCAUGCUGACAUCGGCCUGUCCAGGUUGGAUAUGUUAUGCAGAGAAGACCCAUGGGGAGUUCAUUCUUCCAUACAUUAGCACCACUCGCUCCCCCCAGCAGAUGAUGGGUUCACUGGUUAAAGGAUAUUUUGCUGAGCAACAGGGUCUGAGUCCACAGCAGAUCUAUCACGUGGCAGUAAUGCCCUGCUUUGACAAGAAACUUGAAGCCUCGAGGUCAGAUUUCUACCUGAACAAAGCUGAGACCAGAGAAGUAGACUGUGUCAUCACCUCUGGAGAGGUUCAGAAAAUGCUGGAGGAGAAGAAUGUGUCCCUUAAUGAUGUGGAACCUGCAGCCCUGGAUACGAUGUUCAGUAGUGUUUGUGGAGAUGAGUUUCUGAGCCAUGCAGGGAGUGGUGCAGGCGGUUACCUGCAUCAUGUCUUCACCUAUGCUGCAAAGCAGCUGUUGGGAGAGGAAGUGAAGGAACUCACCUACAAGACCCUCAAGAAUAAAGACUUCCAGGAAGUGACUCUUGAGAAGGAUGGAGUGGUCCUGCUCUCAUUUGCUUCUACGUACGGCUUCCGCAACAUCCAGAAUCUGGUGCAGAAACUCAAGAGGGGCAAGUCGCCUUAUCACUUUGUGGAAGUUAUGGCCUGUCCAUCAGGUUGUCUAAAUGGUGGUGGACAGGUGAAGGCCUCACCUGAUCAGAACCAAAAGGAGCUCCUCCAGAAGGUUGAGGAGCUCUACAAGGCAGAGCGCCCCCAGUUGCCAGAAGACGAUACUCGCGUCGCUGAGCUGUAUCAGUCCUGGCUCCACAGUGUGGGGGAGGAGAGGGCCAAAGAGCUGCUGCACACCCAGUACCACACAGUGGAGAAGAUGACCAAUGGACUCACUAUGAAGUGGUGAUGAGUGAAAACAGAGCCGUUCGUCCACAAAUGACAUUUUAUGUCUCAACAGCGAAAGAAACUUUGUUUUACAUGGACAAAGUGGAAUAUAAGCAGAUUUGAUGUGUGCCAGCAAUCUUUUAAACCACUUUUCUCUGUGUCCAAAACCUGAGCACCUGGCACUGUGGAAGAUCACGGCAAAGAUAAUAGAAACAAUGCUGUGCCAAACUGAAUUAUGUGUAUGAUGAUGUAGUACUGAUGACUGAUUGUGCUCUGAAAUGUACGAAUAGUAAAUAAUUAUUUUGUGUGGCACCUGUUACACUUUGGAAAUGGGAGCUGAAUUAAUACACAGCAGAAUCAUUCCUUGUGUAUUUAACCUAAUGAUUAUACAUAAAUAUAUAUAUAUAUUUUCGAGAAACUUUAUUUAAUUGUAACCAUUUGUUCGUGAGAAUCUGUCCAACACAAUAAA